GUGACCUGUCAGCUGUCUUCCUUCUCCGGCCGCUCCCUUGCUCGAUCUUCUUUGAUCUUAGCGCUGCUGCUCGGCUCCUCCUCCUCGUCGGUGAUUGGCCGCCUGUGUGCCUCUCCUGAGCUACAGUUCCGGUGGCCAAUCACUGGCGAGGAGGCGGAGCUGUUGAGUGAUCCCGGGGAUGUGGCCAGAUGACAGGGGCGGCAUGUCAUCCCGCCCACACAUCGCGACUGAUAGAGGAGUGGUGUCUCGGUUCCUAA
Messenger RNA from Staurois parvus, 257 nucleotides. The record is from the annotation of a GenBank genome assembly. Lineage: Eukaryota; Metazoa; Chordata; Amphibia; Anura; Ranidae.